GCAAUGGUUGAUGGAGUGGAGCGCCCACGCGAGAAGCUGAGCCGAGAACUGUUGGUGCAUUCAGAGUUCUGGAGAGCAGAUCCAGCCUCCCUGAACGCAACCCCUCCAUGGCGACCCUUUGACCGGUCAGUGACAGUGGUCGCGCUCGAGCGCCCAGAGGAUGGCGGCCUUCUACUCCGAGUCCUGCCUAACGUUGUUGCGCGGCAGCGGGUCGUGUCUGGGGAGAGUGAACCAGGGAGUCUCUCUGCCUCGCUGAGUUUCGGGGUGGAGGAGGACUGGGAGCUUCCAGCAGAGCCUGCCUGCGAUGCCUUCGUCUCCAGGCUCAAGGCAUCGCCUCACCAAACUGUUUGUGGAGGGCACUGCGUCAUUUGUGCAGAAGACAUAGUCGAGUAUGGGACUCCUGUCGUCACGCUGAACUGUCAGCACGUUUUCCACGAGGACUGCAUUCGACGCUGGCUUACACGCCGACACACAUGCCCGACAUGCAGGUUGGAGCUGGAGGUGGAUGAUGUCAGGUAUUUGCGAAGCAUUGGCCUUAAAGAGGAGGCUGAUGCUUUAGAGAAGGUCAAGCAAGAGCGCAUGGCGCAAGAGCAGCAACAGCAGGCAGCAGAGCGACGUAGAUGGGUAGAGUCUAUGCGUCGCGGAGAGCCUGUUCACUUUGGUUUAGUUUGUGGUUCUUGCUCCGUAUCUCCAGUCGUGGGAGAUUGCUACCGUUGCAAGGACUGUGAGGACUUUGUUUUGUGCCGCUUGGCCCGGCUUAGCUUUGUGCAAUUAAAGAAUCACCCCAACAAAAACAAAUUCAGACAUUACCAACAUACAAUGGAGGAAAAAGUUGCUUCUAGGAUUCAGGAGGCUUGGUGCUCUGCUGGCCGAGGUGGCGAAUGCUACAAGAGCCGUGAGGACGGGCAGAGUCGGAACACAUUUGUACCAUUAUCCCAGCUAGGGUUUUGUCUUUGA
This is a messenger RNA of Symbiodinium pilosum, 957 nucleotides long. Lineage: Eukaryota; Dinophyceae; Suessiales; Symbiodiniaceae. The record is from the annotation of a GenBank genome assembly.